AUGUCGUGGCAGCAAGGCCAAGAUCAGGACGACCCUCUUGCCUACGGAGAUGACUAUUCCAAGUCGCGGGGUAGCGGGCAAGGCGGAAGAGACCGCUCUUUUAUAGGGGAUACGUUCAGCAAGCUGAAGAACAGAUACGGUCAGCCCGGAUCUCAAAACGACUUUGGCUACACAUCCGGGCCUUCAGGUCAACAACAAUCCUCCGGGUACAGCUCGUCCCAGAAUACCGGCUAUGGCUAUGGUCAAAGCCAAGGCCAGGGAUACAGUCAGCCAGGGUCGGGCCUCUCCGCUGGCCAGCCUCCGUACGCGGGCGGACCUCCACCUUCAAGCCCAGGCAAGAAGCCUGAUGUGGGCGACAAGAUCUUUGGCGCCUUGCACGAUACGUUCCACAAUAUAGGUACAGAUGUGGCUGGUCUGUUUGGCACGCAGUAUCAAGGAUCUUCUGGUCAAAGUCCGUAUCCACGCCCUCCGUCCCAGCAAGGACAGUCGUACCAGGUCGGAUAUCAGCAAGGUCCUAGCAUUGGACCAGAGAAGUUUCGCUACGACAGCUUCGCUUCUGAGAAGAAUGGCAACGACGUGAAGUGGUACGUUGAUGGAGCGGGUUACUUUUACGCUGCCAGUCUGGCUCUAGAAAGUGCCAGGGAGUCUAUAUGGAUCCUUGACUGGUGGUUGUCUCCAGAACUCUACCUCAGGAGGCCUCCAGGUAAGAAUGAGCAAUGGCGGCUCGAUCGCACACUCCAACGAGCGGCUCAGCGAGGAGUCAAGAUCAACAUCAUAGUCUACAAGGAGGUGACACAGGCUCUGACUCUAUCAUCAGCGCACACCAAGCAUGAGUUGGAGGCUCUUCACCCCAACAUUGCCGUCUUUCGUCAUCCUGAUCACCUCCCAGAUGCUCAAACGACCCAAUCUUCGUUGAUAUCCGCCCUGCAAGGUCUCAAGCUCGACGCAGCAGGCCUGGCGAAGGUUGGUGCUGAUACGUUGAGAGGGGCAUACGGCAUCACCGACGAUGUCAUUCUGUAUUGGGCUCACCAUGAGAAACUGCUCCUGGUUGACGGACGCUUGGCUUUUAUGGGCGGGCUCGAUCUCUGUUUUGGCCGAUGGGAUACCAAUCAGCAUUCAAUCUCGGAUGCCCAUCCUUCAGAUAUCAACCUGACCGUCUUUGCGGGCCAAGACUAUAACAACGCUCGCGUUAUGGACUUCUCUGAUGUGGCCCAGCCGUUCCAGAAUAAGCUUGACCGUACCAAGAGCUCGCGCAUGGGCUGGUCCGACGUUGCAAUCUCCCUCCAUGGGCACUGCGUGCAGGACCUACGCCAUCACUUCAUAGAUCGGUGGAACUUCAUCUACGAUGAGAAAUACAACGUGCGGAAGGAUGCGCGCUAUGCCCGCAUCGGCGAUCCCUAUGUUCAUCCCUCGAACCACCCAGCACCGCAGCCUACCCAGCAGCAGUUGCAACAGUACCAGCAAAAUCAGCAAUCUUCAGCACCAGGCCAGCCAGCGCCCAGUCAGGGCCCUCCUCCACCUGCGUGGUCAGCAGCGGCCACCACUCAAUCUGCACAUGAGCAGCCCCAACAGUCUGCACAAAUGCAGCAACAGCAACAGCAGGGCAGCAUCUUUCCACCUCCGCCAGGGAGCCAACCCUACGCACAACCUGCUUGGUCCAGCACCAGUCACGUCCAGUCCCCAGGGGGCCUGAGCACAACAUCUUGGCAACAACAGCCUGGAUCGCAGGCUCAGCCUUAUAAUCGGCCUACAAGUGCAAGCGGGACGCACCCACCAAACGCACCCACUCCUCAACCCUGGCAGCAGAACCAGUCUGGCAGCCACGGGCCGGUUUACGAAGCCGGCAACACUUCACCUCAGCUACCGCCCCCACCACCAGGUCCUCCACCGGCAACCCAGGCACAGGCGUGGCAACAGCCACAGGCACAGGCACAGUCAUACGCAAACUCGUCUGCCGGUCAAAGCCAAGGUCAACAGUGGCAGCAGCCACAGACAAUACCACCUACCAUACAAUCCGAGCCACCACAAUGGCAACAGUCGGCGCCUUAUUCUCCUCCACCAUCGAAUCAGCCGCAGUACUCCGCCUACCACUCCCAGAACGUGCCGAGCCCCAGCGUCUCGCCGAAUCCAACUCAGCAGCAGCCUUACACACAUCAGGAGUAUCAAGCGCCUCCAGGCUCCCAUACACGAGGAAUCGAUGACAAUCCAAUCUACCAAGGCGCCGAUCGUGGCUUGGGAUAUGAUCAAGGCUACGGCAAUGAGAGGGGUGAUAGCUACAGCGGGGACCGUGGCAUGAGAAGUCGCUUCAAUGAAUACAAGCAGCAGGGCAAGACGCUGGGCACCGAUCUGACUUCGCUGGGAAAUCUCGUCUCUGGCGGCUUGAAUACCAAAAUGCACCAAUAUCAAAGCAGGUUUUUCGGGCCAACCGACAAGUAUGGUCAGCCUCUGUCUCAAGCUAGGGGACCAAUGACCUGCCAGGUUCUACGAAGCUGCACAAAAUGGAGCAAUGGAACAGCAACCGAGCACUCCAUUCAAAAUGCUUACAUUGAUGUGAUUGAGAAGAGCCAACACUUUGUUUACAUCGAAAACCAGUUCUUCAUCACUGCCACAGGAGACCAGCAAAAGCCUGUCAAGAAUUUGAUUGGGAAAGCCCUGGUGGAUAGGAUUCUCCGGGCUGCGCGCAACGGUGAGAAGUACAAAGUGGUUGUGGUCAUUCCUGCGGUUCCCGCCUUUGCUGGAGAUCUGAGGGAUGAUGCAUCACUUGGAACGAGGGCUAUCAUGGAGUUCCAGUAUUUCUCGAUCAACCGAGGCGGCAACUCAAUUUUGGAACUCAUUGCCCAAGCGGGCUACAACCCAAUGGAAUACAUUAGGUUCUAUAACCUGCGCAACUAUGAUCGCAUCAACAUCAGCAACACGAUGACUCAAGUUGAGCAGCAAAGUGGGGUUCGUUAUGAAGACGCUCGCAAGCAGCACGAUGACAUGGUCGGCGCAGGUUGGGUGCCGCAAGGUGAGGGCACUUCAGCACGGCCUGGUGUAGCCGGUGGCCAAUAUCAGCAGUAUCAGUCUGCUGCGCCCGGGCAGGGCACAGCUAGUCGCUGGGAUUCGGUCGCGGAGUGCUACAUGCUUGGUGGCGAAGACAUUCGUCGCGUACCAUGGAAUGGACAACCUGAGGCUGAGCUGGAUGCUUUUGUCAGUGAAGAGCUCUACAUCCAUUCCAAAUGCCUGAUUGCGGAUGAUCGCAUUGCCAUUGUCGGUUCUGCGAACCUCAACGACAGAAGCCAAUUGGGCUACCAUGAUUCGGAAAUUGCAAUUCUCAUCAACGAUCCGACUCCAGUUCAAUCGACUAUGGCCGGUCAGCCAUGGAUGGCAAGUCGCUUCGCCUCGUCCUUGAGACGCCAGCUGUUCCGUAAACACCUGGGAUUGAUCCGGCCACAGAACAUGGAGCAGCAGGCACACAACAUGGAGCCAGUUGGGACCCCGAAUGACUACGACUGGGGUACUCCUGAAGACAACCUGGUUACAGAUCCCUUGUCCGAUACUUUCUUGGCCAUGUGGAACACACGCGCCCGCACUAACACUGAGGUCUUCCGUAAGGCUUUCAGGGCCGUACCGGACGACAACGUGCAUACGUGGAACGACUACAAGGAAUUCUAUGAGUAUUACUUCCAUGGUACUGAACAGAAAGCCGAUGGCAAAGAUCAAUCUAGGUUGCCGCCAAAGGUUCAAUAUGGGCAUGUUGUUAGAGGUGACUUUCCGGGAGGUGUGGUGGAGCUCAAGGAACUUCUAAGCAAGGUCAAGGGCACGUUGGUGGAGAUGCCGCUGACAUUCUUGCAGAAUGAGGACAUUGCGAAGGAGGGAUUGACUCUUAAUGCUCUCACUGAAGAAAUCUACACCUGA
Cyphellophora europaea CBS 101466 is the source of this 3897-nucleotide messenger RNA. RefSeq lists its product as uncharacterized. Bases 1 to 3897 code for a protein of 1298 amino acids. Gene Ontology annotation, biological process: cell motility. The record is from RefSeq and is a predicted model, not a curated record. The transcript has 2 exons. NCBI's taxonomy places the organism in Eukaryota, Fungi, Ascomycota, Eurotiomycetes, Chaetothyriales, Cyphellophoraceae. Gene Ontology annotation, molecular function: catalytic activity.